CUUUCGUAUCCGCUUGCCAUGCUGCAAACAUCAGGCAAGCCGGGGCCUCACCAUGCAUCGUACUACCUUGAAAUGACGCCCACUGGCAAAAUACAAAUAGCAAACAGGAUACAUAUGUACCAUGAUGCACCCCAAAGUGACUCGGACGUCCAACUUGUGAUGCGCUUACUACUUCUCCUUCUCUGUGUCUUCCUCUACCUCGUCGGGGUGAUUCAAGCUGCACCUGGUACUAUAACUAAUACAACUGGCAAUGCUAUCACUAGCGACAGUUUUAAAGCUCCAUCAUUCACGACCAGAACCAUAUGGUCCAUCGUCUCCAGCUCCGUUCUCACUCUUUUUGCAUGCAUAUAUAGUGCCAUCCACCCUAAUAUUCCGAGUCCCCAGGACAGCCCUAAUGACAUCCUACUGCGGCGACUUGGGAUGAUGAUAAUGGCACUAAUCGCUCCCGAAUUAAUUGUCACAUGGGCUAUGCGUCAAUGGUUCAGCGCUCGCCUUGUUACAAGAGAGUUCAAGGAAUCGGGGUAUCCCAAAGUUCGUCCAGACUGGAAGCCUGAAGAAAAUGAGUUUGCACCUGAAAAUGACUUCCUUCGCUUCCUCGCGGUGCUGGUUAAAGGUACAUUAUCUGUGCUGGUGUUUCCUUGGCGUUUCCCUGGUGUUCUUGUGAGGUUGGUCAAAAGGUCCGUCAAGGCAUAUUUCUCAAAGAAAUCUGAAGUUUAUACAUGGACUCAGACGCACAGCUUCUUUGUGCUCAUGGGUGGAUUCAUGCUUUAUUUGGACGGGGAACCCUACCUUACACUACGACCUCAUGACAUUCUCAUACUGAUGCGUGAAAGGUGUAUCGACCUCCCUAUUCUAACGGCGAGCCAGAUCUACGACAAGAGCAAAGGGAAUGCGAUAUCAAAAGGAUUGGUCAUGCUUCAAGUGGCCUGGUUCAUCAUGCAGCUCAUCACCCGUGCCAUCUAUCGCCUCGAAACCACCCAGCUCGAAGUUGGGACGCUCGCUUUUGCGGUUCUCAAUUUCCUCACUUAUGCUGUAUGGUGGGACAAGCCUCUCAAUGUGGAAUGUCCACAUCCAGUGUACUUGAAGUCGACCAAGUCGAUACCAAAGGAUAUUUCUGAUCUUCAUGACAGAGACGGACCCGCUCCGAUGGUGAUAUUUUCUGCCCUCGGCCCAUUCAAAGAAUUGAUGGGCGAUUCUGGCAUUCCUACAUCUCGAAAGCUCCGAGUUCCAACAUUUGAUGGUAGCAUCAAACUCAAACCUCUGGACACGAUGGUCAUUCAACUUGCUGCAUUGAGUAUGGCAACCGUAUUUGGCGGCAUCCACUGUCUGGCUUGGUUCUUCACCUUCGUCACGCAUCAAGAACAGCUCCUAUGGCGCAUAUGUGCCCUCGCUAUAACUGGCACGCCCUGGCUUUUAUUUUUUGCGAUUUUCACAUUUGAUUCAGCACAUAAGAUGGUCUUGACAUUUAUAACUUUCCCGAUUUUAUUGGUAUCAAUUCCAUUGUACAUUGUAGCUCGUGCUAUCAUUUUGGUACUCAUGUUCACCACUUUACGCCAUCUUCCUGCUGACGCAUACCAGGCGGUGUCGUGGAUUAGUUUGGUGCCGCACUUAUAGUUGUUGAUCACGAUACCUGUUGUAUACUUCAUACUUUUACAAUAAUGCAGCAACUAUUCCAGGCUCCUAGGUAACCCAAACUACACGACUCACAUGACUUAC
This is a messenger RNA of Suillus fuscotomentosus, 1716 nucleotides long. RefSeq lists its product as uncharacterized. The transcript is spliced from 4 exons. The coding region runs from base 19 to 1614 and encodes 531 amino acids. The record is from RefSeq and is a predicted model, not a curated record. NCBI's taxonomy places the organism in Eukaryota, Fungi, Basidiomycota, Agaricomycetes, Boletales, Suillaceae.